GGGAAGGGGAACUGCUGAGGAGGCAAAGACUACGUUUCCCAGCAGCCUCGGGGCAGUGCGAGUCGCUGUUGGGGCGGCGGGCGAGGGUAGUCUAGCUGAGGGAAGGCAAGCUCGUUCGGGCAAGUCGAGGGAAUAACAGCCUUUUUGGCCCCGUAAAGAAGCGGGUCGGAGCGGGAAGAGAAAUGGCGGUGGAUAAGGAGCUGCUGGAGUUGGACUUGUACGCGCUUCUGGGAGUUGGCGAGAAGGCGUCGGAUAAAGAGGUCGGCAAGGCCUCGGGCUGAGGGGAGGGAGAGGAGGCGGCGGCGGCGGCCGCUGGAGAUCCCUCAGGGCCUAGCCGGACCCUCGCAGGCCCCCGAGGGCCAGAAUUAUAGCAGGGGGCUCUGUCCCUGCCGCUCCUCAGGGCCCUCGAGCUGCUGAGUUCAAGGGCCCAUGGCCUAAAGUAUUGAGGCGAUACUGCACACACUUUCCUAGGGGCCACUUGGCACUGUACUCGAUGCGUCCCCCUUCUGAGUUCCCCAGUAAAUCUGAGAUGCGCCGGGGUGCAGCCCUGCGCGAAAGUCGCGCCUUCUUCAAAUGCGAUCAUAAUACUGUUUUCUCAUAGUCAUUAUAUAUAAGACCACGACGGUCAUCUAGUUCAAACCUGCAGUGCAGGAGCCUUUUGUCCAACGUGAGGCUCGAAGCCACGACCGUGGAAUUUAAGUCUCGUGCUCUGCCAACCGAGCUCUCUCUCAUAGAAUGGUAGAGUUGGAAGGGACCCCCGAGAGUCAUCUAGUCCAACCCCCCCCCCAUGCAAUGCAGGAAUCUCAACUAGAUCAUCCAUGACAGGUGGCCAUCGAGCCCCCGCUUAAAAACCUCCGAGGAAGGACUGUCCACCACCUCUCGUGGGAAUCUGUUUAUGAGUGGCUUUGCAAGUGUGUGGUACUGAGCUGCAUGAAUGAACUGUGAUUUGAGAUGGCUUCUUGGGUUUGCUUUGGAUGCUUGAGGGGAUGAGUAUAAUGAUGGGGGAGGUGAACUGUGAACUAGGAAGUCCUUGGUUUGCAUCCGAUCUUGGCCACAAUUCUUUCAGUCUCUCCAUCUGGCAUAAAUUGAUAAUAAUGCCGUCUUACUUUGUGUGGGCAAACAUUGUGGCAACCUUGCAAGUAUAUUCCUCAAAAGUUGCUAGAAGACUUAUUUUAUUUGUUAUCCUGAUCCCCUCACCCCCAUUUGAGGCAUUUUUUAAAAAGCCAAAUUUUAACAUGUUUUCCUUCCUAGAGGUGAUAUUUCCUUAUUACAGGCAAGCAUUUUAGAAGCUUCUUGAAAGCAUGUUUGUAACAGUUUCUGCAAUAAUGGGUAUUAAGCACUUUGAGUGGUCAAAUAGUGUUGUUAUAUAUUAUUGUGUUAAUAUUUUGCUUUAAGUUUAAGGAUCAAUAGCUUCAAGUUGUCUUUUUAGUACUCAUUUGGUCCACUAGGUGGUGCCUAAAUACCAGACGUUUUUAGUCUAUGCGUACUGUAUAUUGACAGAACUUUUUAGGGUAGUUAUCUUAGAAUAAUAAGACACUGCUUUGCAUAUGAAAAUGUUUCUGAUAGGGAGUAUUAAUGUUAAAAUGAAUGCAUGUGAUCUAUACUUCAUAGUAUCUCUGUUGUGACAGAAUUGUACAGCUGGAAAGAUGCUAACAACAUCUGAUCCAGCAACCCGAACAGAAGAAAGAUUCAGUGUCUUAACAGUCUCACGCGUAUUUUCAGUGUGCCAGAGAACUCAGAGGUUCCUUACUGAGAAGAUCAGUAAUACAGUUUUUCCAGCACUACUGAACAACCCAUCAAAUGUGCACUUGCAAGGAUGGUUUGAGGCUUCUGGAGCGCACUUUUGAUUCACAGGCAGAAACAGCAAGAACAAUCGGGGCUGGCCAACAUGGAACUCAUGCAGUAUUUUGUAGCUUCUGGCCAAGUGUCAGCACAUGUUCAGUUCCUAUCAGGCCAGGUUGUUGCCAUUGGAUGGAAUCAGCGAAACAGUUACUUUGACAAAUAAAAUAUUUUUAUUUACCUGAGCAACUGCAGUCCAAGCAUUGAGGAUGCAUUAGGCAGCAGGUGUGUUUGUCAUAUCUACAGCAGUGUUAUACCAGGUUUGCUUGGUAUAAGGUAGGCCUGCAUUGGGCAGAUAACCUCUAGCAGCAAAACAAACCUCUUAAAAGAAUGAGCUAAUUUUAAAACUUUUCCUAUUUACUUUUAGUUGCCUGCUGUCCUGUCUUCUACAUAACUGAAUACUGCCUUAAUCUGCUAAUCACACUGUUCAUUGCAUUGUUUUUGCUCUGUCAUUUACAGAUUAAGAAAGCCUACAGACAGAAGGCCUUGUCCUGCCAUCCAGAUAAAAAUCCAGACAACCCCAAAGCAGGUAUGGAAAGUAUUCAUAGACACUCUUAGCUUUUAUUGACUGUUUUCCCUGUGUGAUCACUAGAAGUGGCUAGAUUUAUCCAGAAUUACACUGGUGUGUUUUAUUGGUAAUAGAUGGAAUGUUCUGGAUAUCCGUGUCUAGGCUUGAUUAUUUAUGUGACCCUUUAAUCACAUUAAGCCUAUUGUGUACCAGGUCCAUUGGUUGACAAAUGGUGCAGUUUUUAGGCCUGCUACCAAGAGCCAUAGGAUUGGCAGGUACCACAGACAGAGCUUUUUUGUGGUAGCCCCCGAUAUUUGAGGCUCCCUCAGAAAUUGUGUGUGGACCCCCAUUGUUUGAGUCUUAAGCAGAUUUGAGAUUUUUAUUGUUCUUCUAAGCUUUUGUUGAUGGUUUUAUGUGGGCUUCAUCUUUUAGCUGCGGCUAUUCUAGAUGUUUAAUUUACUGACUUCUGUUAAUUCUGUAAUUGCUCAAUAUAUUAUAUUUAUUGCUGCAAUCUGCCUUACAAUGUUCAUAAGUUUAUCUGGGGGAAUAUAAAUAUAUUCAAUUAAAUGAUGACUCAGCAAUAUUUUGUAUUCAGAAGGGGGCUAAUUGUUUGAGAUUCAGGACAGACAAAAUAAAAUGUAUUUUCAUACAUGAUGGCUAAGUUUUGCUUUCACUGUCCAAGGUUACUAGUAAAUACAAGUUACUAGGAAUCACCUGUAAGUUUAGAAAUAAGAUAUUAAGAAUAAAGCACUGAUCCUUGCAUAAGGGACAAACUGUAUUUUAAACGGAGCAAACUGAAGUUCUGAAGUUAUGGUGAGGAUUGACUUUCGAAUAUUGUAAGAAGCUUUGUUGUGUUCUCUGAAAUGAUUUACUCAGACAAAUUUCAGACAAUCAUUUACUCAGUUCUAUAUCUAGGAAUUGUAUGCAUUCUCUUAUUGCUGUUUCAUUUUUUUCUGUUUCCUAGCUGAGCUCUUCCAUCAGUUGUCUCAAGCUUUGGCAGUUCUAACAGAUGCAGCAGCAAGGGUGAGUUAUUUUAAUGCUCUGUUAGAACUCCAAGCAUUUUCUGGCUCUGCUGUAAGACAUGAAUACUUGGAAAAGAAAAGUGCAGUCAGAAACUUAUUUCAGGCCAGUACAAGCCAACAAGUUGUUUCUGGCUGUUUCCUUACAUAUCUCUGGAUAGCUUAUGUACAGAAAUUCCCUACUUCUCUCAGCAAUAGACUCCUAUUCUAAACCAUGAGUGGCUGAGGCUGGGUCAUACUUGCAUGGAGGGAGAACUCUAUAACCAUCAGAGGUCAUUUGAGCCUCCAGUGACAGAGAUGGAUCAAAGAAUACUCCCAGACUGCACACCUGCUCCUUCUGGAGAAGUGCUACCCAGUCCAGAACAGACAAGUGGCCUGUCUCCCAGAAACAGGAGCUAUCCAGUCACAAGACCUCCGUCUUUCCAGGAUUCAAGCUCAGUUUAUUGACUCUGAUCCAGGCCACCACUGCAUCUUGCUCCACACUCAGUUGUAAUGAAGAAAUAAAGUUGAGUUUCAUCAGGGCAACACCUUGCUCCAAAACUCCAAAUGACUGCUUCCCGUGGCUUCAUAUAGAUGUUGAAUAUCAUUGGGAACAAUAUAGUGCCCUGUGGCACCUCAUAGUGUAAAUGUGUUCAUUGACCUUGGGGAAGGUUAAAACUAAUUUAUUCUUGCCUUGGAGGCUCGAUAUGAAUCCUUCAUUUCAAACUGAUCUCUGCAUACUUUCUAAAUUAGUGAUAGCUUGGGAUGGAAGAGAUUUUUGGCAUUAUGAUCAAGUAUUUAGGUUCUAAAAUGAGCUGGGUUCCACUUAUCCGAGUAAAUAUUACUUCAUAUAAAGAAAUAAGAUGGAAUUUAAAAAAAUGUGAGAGAGAUAGAGGGAGAACUAUAUGCACAGCUUUAAACCCGUUUGCUGCAACAGAUCUUAUUACCGAAAAAAGUAACUGCUUUUUUCAUUGGUUUUCUCCUGUAUUUUGAACUGCUGUGACAUGAAAGCAGGUAGAGCUCUUGCAAUUCUAUUGUUCUUGCCCAUUCUUUGGAUCCCUGUUAAAAGCUGCAAGCAAAACUAUACCUGUUGUCAACACCUGUUGUCAGUAUGUUUCAGACUAUGCUGCCCUUACAGUGCUAGCAUUAAACUGGGCUAGUGAUCUAAUACAGACAUUAUAAGUAAGAUGUAUACUUCAGAAUACUUUCAAACAUUUGUAUCUUUCUUGAUUUCACAUAUUCUGGUCCAUCUUUCUUUCCUCUGUUUGUGGACAUUACUAAUGUUAGUUACUGAGAAGUCUCAAAUUAUUAAAAUUUUUAUCCUUGUUAAACACAAUCUGAAUGUCCAUGACACUUGCAGAUCUUCGUUUUGUUUUAAUUUUAAUAUUUCUAGAUAUGUGAUUGAAACUUUCAUUUUGUUUUGAUUUAUUAUUUUUUCUUGUCCUAUCACUACUGCAGGCAGCAUAUGAUAAAGUGAGGAAAGCAAAGAAACAGGCAGCAGAAAGGACUCAGAAACUUGAUGAAAGGAGGAAAAAAGUCAAACUUGGUAUGUAAAUCUAGAAUAUUCUUUUGCAUAUGGAGUAAAUGCCAGGUUGCAGGAUCCUUACCAUUUGUUCAUGUCUGCAAUUCGUUUGUUUUCAUUAAAAUUUGAGGUGGUAUCAGUAGGUGCUCUUAAAUAUACUGUACUAUGAGCAGAGAUUCAUCCUGUUAGAAAUGAAUCUCAGGAAAAACCAAUCUGUUGGGUUUGUCCUGUCUUGGAAUCAUAGAAUUGUAGAGUUGGAAGGGACCACAGGGGCCAUCUAGUCCAACCUCCUGCAAUACAGUAAUCUUUUGCUCAACGUGGGGUUCGAAUCCACAUUCCUGAGAUUAAGAGUCUCCUGCUCUACCAACUUGUGGACUUCUUCUUUUGCUAUAGAUCUUGAAGCCCGGGAAAAAGAAGCCCAGUCCCAGGUUAGCAAGGAGGAAGAGAUCCAGAUAACUAGAACAUUAGAGCAAGAGGUAAGGGUAGCAACCAAACAAAAUGUUAUUUUAUAUCAGAAGUGAGGAUGGGAUCCUUUAUGUGCACAGCCAUUGUGAAGAGCAGAAAGUUAAUGGUAUUGAAAGAUAAAUUAUGCUGGCAGCCUAUAGGAGUAGCAACACUGAGGUUCAGGCUGUGUGAAAACAUAGCAUAAAGGGAUUAUAAACUUGAGGGGCAUAGUUCAGUGGUAGAGUGUGCUUCACAUGCAAAAGGUCCUAGGUAUUGAUCCUUGGCAUCUCCAAAAAGACUCCUUUCUAAAAAAAAAACCUGUAGAGAGAGAUAGUCUAAUUUAUAUAAGGCUGCUUCCUGUGUAUCUAUUCUUCUCCUUUAAAAAAAAAACUUUUCAAUUUGGCUGUAGUUGCUAGACAGGAGAUAAAGAGACUGCUGGUCUAUUCCUUGUGACACUUUCUUCAUACCGACAAGUUAAAGAGUAGAUUGUUUUGUAACAGCCACUUUUCUUGGCAACAUGGCCACCAUUUUUUUGCCUUCUGCCUCUUUCCCCAGAUCCUACGGUUACGUGAGGAGGGAUCCCGCCAGCUGGAGGAACAACAAAAACUUAUCCAGGAACAAAUACGACUUGAGAUAGAACAGCGAGUACGAGGUAAGGCCAGGCAAGGUCAGAGCCUCUGACUGCCACAAAGUUGCCUUGCCUCGGUUCUCUUCAGAACACGCCUAUGGGUGCUCAAAGCCAGUUUGCUUUUGUUGUUAAGGAGUAUAUGCCUGUAGAAAAAUAGCCUUUUCUUUGCUGUGUCUCUUGUUGUGGAGUUUAUUGACAGAAUAUUCUUUUAUUAAGUAGAAGGGCCAAACAAGAAGAGUUAAGUUGGGAGAUGUACAGCAGACUCCUAUGCAUGUCUACUCAGAAGUAAAUUGAGUUCAGGGGGACCUUCUCCCAGGUCAGUGUGUGUAGGAUUGCAGCUCUGGUCUCUUCUAAGCUGUGCCACUUAUUUCCUUUUUGGCCCCAGGCAGAUGUGGAAAUGAGGAGGGUAUUGACGAUUAUUUUAAUGAAUGUUUGCAAAGAACUUUGCAAUAUUUGUUAUAGAUUUUUCAGUACCAGUUGGCAUGUGAGAUUGGUUUAUGAACAUUCAGUGCUAUUUUUAUCCUCCUACCCCAAAUUUAUUUAUUUAUUUAUUCUUUUAUUUAUUACAUUUAUAUACCACCUUUAUCUUCCAAUAAUCUGAAGUUGGUGUACAUGGUGUGUCGUCGUCUCCCGCCCAUUUCAUCCUCACAACAACCCUGUGAGGUAGGUUAGGCUAAGAGAUGGUGACUGAUCCAAGGUCACCCAGUGAGCUUCAUGGCUGAGUGAAAUUUUCCAAUCUCACUGUUAUUGGAGCCCCACUUCUGGAAGAAACAAGAGUCAAAACAGAACCCCUUUUAACUUGCAUAGUUAUCAGGAUAAUUGCCAACCUACACCCAAAUCCCCUGUGGUGGAGUUUAAAUCAAGCUAAGGAUAUGCAGAACAUAGACUUUCUUGAGUAUUUUCAUUCAUUAAAUGUCAGUGUAGUUUUCAUUUUCUUUUUCUUUUCUUCUUUGAGGCAAACAUGAUGGGUAUGGAGAGGAGGGCAAAGGAACACCCAAGCUCAAAGUAAGACAUUCCCAAAAACUGAGCUAUGAAGAGAGAUGAGCAACUAACUUAUCAUUCCAUCAGUAGAAGCCACAUGGAUCGCCUCUAGCCACACAGAAUGCUGGACUGUCUCUGGCAUCCUCGCUGCUUACUGGAAUUGUCACUUACUUCAUCUUAAUGUGUUCCUUGCACUUUAAUCUAGAAUCUAGGCACUAGGAUGAAGGUAAUUAGAAGUUAAGUCUCUGUGACUUGGGAUAUUGACAGGUUGCCAGAUGCUGCUUGAUGUAUGUAGUAAUUUUCAGAUCUUCUAAAUGUGAACUUUUCCCUGUGCCUAGGACUAUGUAUAUCUGCUCCUGUGCAGUGUAGACAUUCCUUUUAGUAUGUCUACAAAUUUUAACAUCUGAAUCCGUUGCCUCUAUAGCAUCACAGAUGUAAAACCAAAUGCUAGAUUCUGCAUAUAUUGCAUCCAGUACACUGAACAGUGUGAAAUUAAUUUCUAACUUUUCCUCAUCAGCUACGCUGGAAAUGCAAGAAAGAAGAUGAAACUAAAGGAGGCUACUCAAAAGAAGUUCUUCUGCAAAUCCUACAAAAGGUCCUGUUCCAAAAUGCUCCUUUCACCUUGGUUGGUUUUGCUUAGCAUUCUGUAAGAAUAAGCAAAGAAAGUUGAUAUCUUCAUAAACUAAUGAGGCCCUCCCAUGGUAAUUAUAAAUCAUUCAAUUCCUUUUUGUUGGUACAGGAGGACACCAUAAGGAAUUUAUUAACUUGUCAGCUAAUAUAUCCCUGUGGUAUGACUCGUAAAUAAUUUGAUGGUGUGGUUUAACAUGUGAUCUUUACUUCAUCCCUAUUUGUACUUCAGUAACUGCUAGGCAGAUUUGACUAGCUUGGGCUUACUCUUUUUUUGUGUGUGUGUGUGAACAAUUAAUUCAGAUCUAGGCUGGAACAAUAACCUCAUUCAUUACAUCACAUGAUGAUGAUGUUCUAUGGGGUUUUGCUGGGAGAGUGUGAUUUGUGAACUGACAUAUGGCAUUUCAAGCUUGUUAUGAUGACCUUGGCCUCAGAUCAAUGACUGCUAUUGUAAUAUCUCUAAAAACUCUUUAACUAGCAUUUUGACAUGAUUAUGCAUACUAUAUCUCAGCACAAAAUGUACUCUUCCCCAGUAUUGUAUCUCAUUCCACUGCAGUCCUUUUUCCAUUUGUUAUUUAUGGAGACUUUGGCAAGAACUGUCGUAUAUCACAUUUUAGAACAUGCGGUUUCUCCCCUAGACCUAUGUCUGACUUUACAUUUCUUAUUGAUUCUGGCAGUACGGCGAGGUUCUGAAUUUGCUAAUCUCUAGCAAGAAGACUGGGAGUGCAGUUGUGGAAUUUGCCACGGUGAAAGCUGCUGUAAGUUUUUCGACUUUGGAAUUUCUCAGUGCACCUUUAUGGUGGUAUAUAUUGACCUUUAUGGAAGAAGGUAUCAUUAGAAGUCUUUCUGUGACUCUUCUUCAUCAACUGGGCUUCACCCACCCAACCCUUACGACUGGCACAGAAAGCAGGGCCAGUUUCCCAUCUUUCAGCAACAGGUGGGUGUUUAUAGAGGGGUGGGAGGCUCUGAGAAACUUCACCAAAACAAAGGGAAAGCAUUUAUUGCAGUUUAGGCAACCAUACUUAAAUAUUUCUAUAUAGAUAAGUAAUUAAUGUGAAAAGAGUUUCUCGUUACUUUAAACACCCACUCUGAGUAACAAAACUAGCUCCUGAGUAUCAAAACUAUCAUGGUAAAACCUUCUCCCAUCAGUAUGCAAAUACCACUAUCAAGAUAGUUACCAGUAAACCCUAAAACGCUACAUCUGAUUUUGUUAUUGUUACUAGGAUGCUUCUCUCCAUAUUAUGAUGAGCCUUAGAUGCAGAAGAAAACCUUAAUGAAGUUAGGAAGGAAUUUUCCUCCCAUUAGAUUAUCUGACUAUUUUACUUUUCAUCCUUCCAUACAAUACAUUUAGUGUGGUUUGCUUUAAGCAAGCUGGAUUUGUUUUACUUUUCCCACAAGCUCUCCCCUAUCACAUAGUGCAUCCUUGUGGCGCUGGCAUGCUCUCUCACAUUAAUGUGCACACAUAAACCUACUGAUGGAAAUGGGAUGGGCUAAUCAGGGACUGGGAGGGGCUGAUAUAUAAGCUUGGAGGGGUUUUCAGCUCCAACUAGCACAACCUUCCCAACCUGAUGCCCUUGAGAUGUUUUGGACUCCAACUUGCAUCAGCCCAGCAUAAUCAGUGGUUGGGGAUAAUGGGGAUUAUAGUCCAAAACACCUGGAGGGCACCAGGUUGGAGAAUGCUGAUCUAGCAUGAUCAUUUAAUCAAUUGACCUGUGGCUAUUCUGUUAUUCUGGGCUUAGUAUGGGAAGCAUGAAAUGAAGAGGCUGUUUUUAUUCAUUAGGAGAUGGCAGUGAAGAAUGAAGUUGGCCUGAUAAGCAAUCCUCUAAAAAUCUCCUGGCUAGAGGGCCAACCACAGAGCAAUCCUGUGUUUGCUGAUGGCACCAGCCUGCCACAGAUAUCCAAGGUAGGACCAAUACAAGCUGCUACUUUUGUAUUUGGUGGUUCUUAAAAUCUGUUUGAACUCUGCAUACACCUGGUAUGGGCACUAGCAAAAAUAUUCCGUUCAUCUUUGUACUUUUGCCUUGGGAAGCAUUCACUGAGCAACUGUAAGCCAUUUAAAGUUUUUCAUUUAUGAACUUGUUCUAAUGAAAGCAGGUAUAAAUCUGGCUUGAUGUUGAGCUUGUAUAGAUAUGAUCUGCUGCGGCACUAAUUGGGCUGUUGCUAAAUGGAGUAAUAGAGAGGAUCCCAUGGGAUGUUUGCUGUGUUUAGGGUUGGGCUGAAGAAGUACAUGCACAGCUGAUGAAAGAUGAGCCUUGGGAAGUGAUCUCUUCUGAGAAACUAGAUUGGGGCAGAUAAUUCUCCCACAAAAAGAAAGGCUUGUUUUACUGAUGAAACUCAUGGUUUUAGAGCAGUGGUGGGAAACCUCCAGCCCAGCAUCAGCUGAUGGUCAGGUCUUGCAAAGCCCUGUGCACAGCACUUUGCAAGACCAGGAAGUAAGCAGAUCAUCACCACUUUGUGCACUGUGUCUUUGCCAGCCCCUGUCAAUUUUGUGGGGAGGGGAUGUGGGGACAGAUCCAGUUCCCCACCCCUGCUUUAGAGUAUACGUUCUCUUCUGUUUGUUGAGAAAGUCCCAUCAUUGGAAAGAGGCCUACAAACGUGAUGCACUGUCUGCAAAUCUGCUAGAUAAAAUAAACCUCUGUGAUCUCUUUGAAAGCAGAUCUAAGCUAUAGGUUCCUCACAUCCCCAAAUGUGGAUUUGCUUUAUUGCACCAUUUCAAUAUUACAUUUAUAAAGACUGUUCUAAUGUUUCUAGAACUUCCCCUACUCUGUUGAAGGCAGGGGAAUUGGUGCUGUAGCUUCCAUUAUAUAUUUGAAGCUUCAUUUGUUUUUACUUUUUCAUUUAUAGCUUGCCGUGUCUUGAAUCAGAGCACCUAUUGUUAGUCAUAAAUGAAAUAAGAGUCUUCAUGUGUUAAGGACAAAACAGACUAGAUAAAUGGGUGAUGGAGGGAAUUGGGAACAUGUAAAUACCACUUUAUUAUCUUGAUUUGGACUGUAUCUAUUAUAGAUAUGUGAGAUGGGAAUGCCCAGCUAUUCAUUCUGCAUAUGCAGAUAUUCUUUAAAAGCAAAAGCAAAGACAACUCUGGGCCCUCCUUUUCUCUGUGCACGUGGCUUGAAUAGCUUUUUCAAUAGUGUGUGGGUGGAAAAGUAGCAGCUGUCUACUUAAUGAGCAGGUAUUCUGGUAGUUUCUCAGGUGAGGCUGUUAUUUGUGUCUUCCUUUGUUUUGCUAGCCGGUUACUUUGUGUUUAAUUCCAAGUAGUAGUUCCUGAGAAACUGCCUCUCAGCCUCCCUGAGGUUUUGCUUGAGCCUGGAUGGCUCCAUCUAGGGAGCACUUUCAGCUCUUUUCAAAGAGUGACUUUCCUGCCCGACUCCACAGGGCUGUGUGUUUAUGGCCACAAAUAGUCUUGCCUGGAGUGCAGUGGGGAACAAAUGCUGUGACUGGUUGUGCUGAACUAGGUGGAAUCCAGCAGUACUUUCAGGUUGUUUGGGGCCAAGAGAUGUUUUUCUCCCUUGCGCAAUAUAGGCGAAGCUACUGGGCAUGAUAGCUAUGCCCUGCCUCCCCAGCCAGAGGCAGUAAUGCUUCUCAAUACCAGGAAACCACAGGAGGGGAGAGUGCUAUUGUGGUUGGGUCCUGCUUGUGGGUUGGUCAUUGUGAAAACAGGAUGCUGGACUAGAUUGGUCACCAGCCUGAUCCAUCAGACUCUUACAUUCUUAUCACAAACAAUGCCUAUAAAAGUUGUUUUCUCAGGACUGAAGAGCAACAGUUGUCUCCAAACAGAAGCUCUUGUUGGUUUUCAAGUUAGCUUAUUGCUUCUUAAGAAGCCUCUGGCUUAUGACGUGAGUUUAUCUUGGCUUGUUUCCGUUCCUUAUGUUUCUUACUGGGAGCCCAUGUAUUCUGCCUGCUGCACAGGAUUAAUGUGUAUGAACCCAAGCUGGGAGCUGUGACUGAGUUCAUAGCUCUGUGGAAAUGAUAGAUGCUCUGAUACAGAGGCCUUCCAGCUACUUGCUGGAGUGCAGACAUUGGGAUUGUGCUAUUCUGAACUCUUUCUUAGAUGAUACCUUAGCAAGUUUUCUUUUUGGACACAUCUCAGUGGGAUGUAAUUGCAAUUCAUGGUAAUUCCUGGAUUCAGCACUGGUUUUUCAGUGGGUUUCCAGAUAGAAGGGAUAUAACUGGUAUGUCUUUCAGGUUGGAGAUAAAAUCCAGUGUUCCCCCCCACCCAAAGUAAUAGUUUCCACCUAAGUUAACUGGCCUGCCAGUUUUUAUGAAUCACUUUUCAUAAGAACUGGUAUGGUUACCUAAAAUAGCAGGAUUUCGAUCCCAAUGUUUUUUGGUUUUUUUUAAUUGCAGUAGGGGGAUACUGAUUUUUUACUUGAAAAGAUAGUAAACUUCUGUACUGUAACCUAAAUUCAGUACAGAAAAAGCUGAAUCCUGCAACCUGUGUAAAUUACCUAAAGUAAACAUCCAUACAUUACAACACAAAAUAUGGUAAUAUUCCUAAUCAGAAGAUUUUAAAAUUGCUUUUAGAAUUUUUACAAUUACUCAAAAAUAUUAAACCUGUUAAAAGAUUACUUAUAUUUUGCACCCUUAGCCUUUGACAAGUGAAGUUCCAGUAAACUUCACUUUGAUAUGCAAACUUUUUCCUGUUGCUUGUGCCAUGCCUGCAGUGAUCACCUUCCUUCCUCUUUUUGUAUAAUUACUCCUGAGGUGACAUCACUGAUUCCUUACAUCCUUUCUACAGAAACUUCCCACAACUUAUUUUGUUUGGCAGUACUUGAAUAUGAAUGCUUGUAACUUGCUCUAUUCAUUCUCUUCCCAAUUUUAAGCAACAUCUUUUGUAUUAAUGCCUCUUUAUAUUUUGGGAUCCUCUUCCAAUUCUGUCGGUAUUUACAUACUAAAAAAAAAGUUAUUGAAUUUUAAUGACUAAUUUAAAUCAGUUCUUAUCUCUUGACUUCUGUCUGCCCUGAGGCUCUUUUUACUAUCCUGUUCAUGUUUACUAGCCUUCCAAUAAAUACUUAACUUAGGUGCCCUCCUCCUGAAAUAUUGUAAAAUCCAUUAAGCAUGUAGACUGUAUACCCACACAGUGCUUGUUUUGUCUGUGCUGUCAUCAUGCUUCUAAAAGGAAAACUCUUGCGGCAUUAACCUGUUUGUUGGCUUGCUCCUUGAGUUAUGUGAUGUUGCAUACUUAAUGUAUUUUUUUGUUAGAAAAAUUAUCUGUUAUCUGCAAAGAUGAUUCAAAAGCAGAUACUUUUUUGCAGCAGAGACACUAGCUUGGCACUUGCACCAGGACAAAUCUGCUAUUUAUUUAUUUCAUAACAUUUCUACACUGCAUGAUUGUAAAAAUAAAUAAAAUAAAUAAAUCUCAAAGCUGUUUACAAAAAGAUAAAACAACAUAAUCAAGAAAAAUUCACAGCCAUACUUUAAAACAUACAAAAGUUAAAAUACUAAAACAUUAAAAUUACCUCAACUUUUUAAGCAUCUGAGUAAGCAUCACUUUUUGUGCUGGAGUGGGAAUUGUCGGGCAUGCUAGCUGAAAAGUUAUGCCAAUGUACAUUGCUGUAGAGCAGGGGUGGGAACUAGAUCCAUUGAGCAGGCCAGAUCCUGGGUUCUGCUCACCCUGGUAGGCCACUUUGACAGGUGGGCAGGGCCCUACCCACCUGUCAAUCUGACAUCGAGUGACAUGUUCCCUGCUAGAAAAGGAAAAACAAGCUUGAAGUCACCCCCUGUCAGUGAAUAGACUUGCUCUCGCUGCCAGUCAGCUGAUUGGAUUAGUGACAGCACACAACUGGGAGUGCACUUUCAGACUCCUAGUUGUGCAGUAGCAGCCACAUCUCCACCUGCCCCACACUUGAUGUCACCUAUGGCAGCAGGUUGGCGUGGUUUGGGAAAAACUGUUUCACAGGCCAAACUGGGACUUGUGUUGGCCCUAAGGAGGACUGUGGGCUAGAGUUUCCCCACCCCUGCUUAGAGUAUAGUGUGUCGUGCGUUUCUCACAAGGCCAUGCUGUUAACCUGAGGAAAUCACUCUAAGCUCACUUCUGACUCGUGACUUGUUUAUAAUGUGAAGCCAGAAGCCGAGACAAGGGUAAGAGUCCCUGGUUACUUAGGAACUCUUGGCAUGCUGCAGCUUUAUCUUGAUGGCACAGUCAUUAUGGCAAGUAUGCAAAAACGGGUGGAGUUCAUAAUUCAAUUCAAGUGUUAGUUUUACAGAGGGCAAAACUACAUGUGAUGUUAGUCAUGCAUUGCAAACAAAUAUGCACAGCCUGACUGUUUUAUAUUGAAGCAGCAGCAGCCACAGGGUUCCAAUCUGCAGUACAGAUAGUAAAUUGCACCUUUGGAGGUAAAUAGCAGCCAGUGAUGCGGCAGUUUUCCACAGGAAAGCUAUAUGAAGUGGUUGUUUUCUCUCUGAAAUAAAAGCUGUGAGGUUUUGUAUUCUUGUUUAAACAUGGAAUUGUUGUUGUUGGUUUGUAUACCACCCUUCAUCCAUAGAUCUCAGGAUGGUUCACAACAUAAAUUUACAAUAUAAAAAAGACAAAAUACAUAAUAAAAAUAAGAACACAAAAAAAUAACACUUGCUUUUUGGUCCUGAGACUGACUUGCAAUAGCAAGCAAGGGAGUAUGACUGUGAAUCCAUCUACACAUUGUAAGUGUUUAUUCAGGGCAGUAACUCAAUAAAUUAUUUUGACAUGGCCCUGGAGCCACAUGAUUUCAUAAACAAGCCUUGGGACAUGAUAUUUCUUACAAGGGGGUCUUAGGUGGUUUGGAUAUGCUUAGUUGAGCAGUAGCUGUUUGGUUUUCCUUUCAGUGGCCCCUUUUCUGCUCUUUCUAGAGUUUGAUGUAACAGGGUUUUCCCCGGUCACACUGUUACAUGAGUGCUUGCCAAUGGAAAUUAAAGGAGACACAAAUGAAGUACAUGAAAUACUUUUAAUAAGGUCUAAAAUAUAUAUUCUCUUUCACAUUUUACAAUGGAUUAUUCAUAGCUUAUUGUGGAAGCAAUAGUUAUACACUUCCUUUCCCCUGUGACAAAUAGAAAGAAAAAUAAUUGCUUUCCAAUAAUGGUCUGGCUUUCUAAUAGCUUAAAUAUACCCAUUAAUGAGGAAAAUAUGCACCAGCAUAAAGGAAGAUGAACUUCAGUCAUGUAUAGUUCAAGGCUCUUGUAUAUCCAUGAGUUCCUUAUAGUUCCUUCAUGUUACAACCACCCACCCUUUUCCAGACACACAUUAGUUGUAGAAUCUCUGAUACGGUCCAAAUGUAGGAAGCAUCUUGUCAUAAUGAAGUACUCUGAGUAGAAGUUCUUGGGAAUGUGUGAUGAAUGGAAAUACAGUAAUGCUAGUAAAUUCCAAGUAGAUACUGUGUUCAACUGCUAGCUGGUCUGCUGUUCUCAGUUCAUUGAGAAAAACAAAAAGCAGCCUCGGUUGCGUACAGGCAAUGAAGAUGAGCCAGUGGUUCGAUGUAAUUAAUUCCUCUGCUUUUAUUUGCAAGUCUAGCUAAUCUGACAGUAAAUUCUGGUUUCUGAGUGUCUGCAAAACAUCAUCAAGGAGUGAGGGCCCCAAAUCCAAUGUGAAAGAAAAAAAGGGGUCUAAUGGAUCACGAAUAGGAUUUCUGUAGCAGGAGGUGGUUUCAGAGAGCCACCAGUUUGUGGCUUGGUUCCUAUAAAAUAGGUCUGGCUGUGUUUGAGUGGCCUUGUGGAAAUGACGUGAAGUGCUUGGGAAAGAAAUGUCUGUAGAGGGAGAAUCAGUGUGGUUUAUUAUAUUGGGGCAGCUGGCACUGUCCAGAUAUAGCCGAGGUGGUUUGGGAGGUGGCAGUGGCUUGCUGAGUAGGUUUUGCUCGCUCUGACACGAUAAAUAGUCCGACUUUCUCGUCAAGUCUCUUGGGAGCUCCCUUUUGUUGUACUGUUGUCCACUGGUGUCUAUUGUUUGGCUGUUAUGAUUCCAGAUCGUGACUUGAUUGCCCAGCUUUUUAUGCCUCCUGAAUGAGAGGCGCUUGAAGAAACCAGAGGAUCUGAUGGAUCCUCUCCGCCAAGUGUCCAUGGUGAGGGAAGCAAUAAAAAAGGCUGGUGGCUCCCAACUGUGUGAUGAAGGAGGCCAGAGGCCUCCGUGUUGAGCUUAAUUGAGGCUUUCUGAGUCAGUGGGGAGCUUCUUUCUUCUAAUUUCUGGAAGAAAAAAGAAAACCUAACAAGCUGGCUUCCCAGAGAAGGCAAUACUUGACUGUUAAACCUCACUUCCACUAAAGAAACCAUUGGGAAAGAGUUCUACCAACAUGACUUUCAUGACCGUAUUAGAACUGUAGAACUGUCCAAGUUAUCAGUAUUUCAAAGAAAAUGUUAAGUAGACAUAUAAAAAGCACUUCAAGUAUUGUGAACUUGAAAGCCAAUCAUAACUCUUAGUGUGUAAAUAGUUGUGUUUUAAAGCAUUUGUAGUUGAGGCUCUGUCAUCCCAGCUGGCUGAGAUGCAGCAGAUGAGUUAUUGCAGUGUACAGGAUGGGGCUUGACCCUUCUUAUUCCUCUGCUGCUUGACUCUGCCAUGUUUCUGCAGUAGCCUUUAUUCAGUACAGUGGCAACCAGUAUAGUACUAUUUGAGAGUUACUGACCUAUCUCCAUCAGCAUCAGCCUUCUUCCCUGCCUCCCUGCUUCAAAUCAUCUUCUUAUCCAGUGGUCCCUUAGAACACCUCUCUGGUAUUCUUUAUUCCUAUGUCUCCUUAUCUGUCACCCCCAUUAACACAAUUUUCCACAGCUUUUUGUACAAAUCCACAUCUCACUCCUUUUUUUUUCUUCCUUCUACCUGCGAUGGUCUUCCCAUUUUCCAUUUAUCAGGCCACUUUCCUUUCUUUCUCUAGAGAUCUCUUUAAGACCAAAUUAUUUCCAAAAGAGUCUUUUCUGACCUACCCUGCCUUUGUUUCACUUGAUCUGCUACUUUCCCUACCUCAUUUCCUUCCUCAGUUGUUAGGCAAAAUGAGGUACGAUCUAAUGCAGAUUGAAAGCAGUAAUGUGUCAGGACGUACUAACUUCAUCUGCCACCUCAAGGUCACCAAACUCCACUUGCCCAUUUUAGCCCACUUUAAAUCCUUACCACACAAAGGAAUUAUGGGGCUGCCAAAUAAAGGGCUGUAUAUACAUAUCAUCAUCUCAACAAAUUUACCCAGAUUCUAGAGCACAAAGCAGCAUCCAUAUGGUGGAAUUGUUGAAUGUUACAUGACAGAAAAGUCAUUAUCAGUCUCUCAUUACUGGAUUGGCAGAGCUGAGAAUUAGCAAAACUAUAUUCAUGAAGGAUUUCUAGAGCUUAAGUAGUUGCAGAGCUUAACAUUGAAGAAAAUGAAAUAUAGAGUCGCUACUUACUGUGAGACAGAGGGGAAUUUUGAAGGAAGUCCUUCCAGCCCAGGGCACAGCAUACCUGUGUCCAUGUUUAAAAGUCCACUGUAUCUUCUCAGCUCUACCUUUAGAACACCAUUCCUUCGGUGUUACUCCUUGCCCUUCUCACUCAGCCACUCAUGUGUUUUGCUGGUGGCAAUUCCUUUGUGCGUGUUCUGUGCCAAGCCCUUGCUGACUCAGUUACAUCAGAAACUGGGAUUUACACUAUUAGUUAAUUGCAGAGAUUGCAGGAAGUAGGUGUGUAGACCUGUGAAGUGUCAGCCCACACAUACAAAGCUUCAAGAGAAUACAGGGCUUCUAUGGAAUACUACUUGAACAACUUUUCAGUGUAGCUGCUGGAGGAGGGGGAGGACAAGGAAAUACAAUAAGACCCAGUUCAGAAUUGCAAGUUCAAGGGACCUGUGCAUUUCUACCUAGGGUUGGAGAUGGGAUCUCUCCCCGCCCCCAAAUGGCACCUUCAUGGUCAGAGGCAGUAAGAUUCUGACUAUCAGGUGUGGUGAAGAGACAGAAGCAAAUAAUCACGCUAUGCUUGCAGCUGUCCAGGGACACCUGACUGGUGGUCACUCCUGGAGACAGGAUGCUGAACCAGGAGGACCUUGGUCUGAUCCAGUCCAGCAGAUUUUUAAGCAGAGGUUGGAUGGUCAUCUACCAUGGAUGCUUUAGUGAUUCCUGCAUUGCAGGGGGUUGGACUAGAUGUCCCUCGGGGUCCCUUCCAAGUCUACAGUUCUACGAUUCUAUUAUUCUUUAUAUUGUAUUCUUACACCAUUAUAUGUUACAUAAGCAAUUAAGUCACAAAUAUAAGGUGCCAACUGCCUUCAAAUUUUUAAAAAGGCCUGACUAAUCAGGAAUGUACAAAAAUUGCUGUUUUUACUCUGGUUUAUGAACUGGAUAGCUCCAAGCUGAAAGUGAAAAGCGGUUGGUUAGUAUUAAAGAGCCAUACCACCUAUAAGUCCUCUUGAGACUCAACAACACUAAAUCUUUACGUAUAGAAUCUGUUUAAUAAAGUGCUGAGAAAUAAAAUGACACACAAUUUCCAGGAUAAUGGUUCCACUGGUUUUACAGGAUAUUAGGCCAGGGGAAUCCCCUCAAUGUAAGAUGUUUCGUUUUCAACAAUUUUAGAUUUGGGGAUUUGUAUUGUUCUCUUCUUGGAAUCUGAGGAAGAAAUCACUAGUUAAGAUUCUGGAACCCUCCUCAAAAGAGUAUUUGCAGUGCUUUGCCUAUUCUUAAUUAAAGUGAUAAUAUGUUCCUGUAAAAUUAAGGCAGUAGACAGUAUUUUGAUCCUAGAACAUUUAUGAUGCUGCUUUAGUACUUCCUGUUAUAUUGUAGCAAAAGGAAAUUUAUUUAUCAUUUAUUACAUUUCUGUUUCACUUUUUCAGUAAGGAGCUAGCUUGGGUCUGUGUCCCCUUGCACACCCAUUUUACCUUUACAACCACCCUGUGAGCUAGGCUACAAUUACCUGUAGUAAUGAGAACUGCCACAACUGUAAUAGUUGAGAGUGGAGGAGCUUACUUUUUCUGGCAUGACAUUUUGCUUGGAGUGGCUACAUUAGAGUUGUCCCCACUUUGGGCAAUCUUUAGCGCCAAUAAACAUUAGCUAGUAAUGUCUGUAAGGUACUCUGCACCAGAAGACCUCUUUUCUUGUGCCAUUGUGGUGGUGUUUAUUUUAGGACUUCUGAAAGAACUAGCAGGGAUCCCACCUUACUUUUCCUACCAUCCCUUUUUCUUUAGGGUUCAGUUGUCUCGGAGCGGGAUUACGAAAGCCUCGUGAUGAUGCGGAUGCGCCAAGCCGCUGAGAGACAGAAGCUGAUUGAGCAGAUGAAACAGGAAGAUGAGGAAGAACCUUCCACAUAGUACAAGGAGAAAAAUAGCAUUAUCUUGUGUGUUUGCUUAUACUUAAAUUAAGUCAAUAAAUAUCCUUUUUAAAAACAGCCGUGGU
Podarcis lilfordi (Lilford's wall lizard) is the source of this 18842-nucleotide messenger RNA. The record is from the annotation of a GenBank genome assembly. Lineage: Eukaryota; Metazoa; Chordata; Lepidosauria; Squamata; Lacertidae.